CACAGGCCAUAACAUCUUGACGUUUCAUCGAUGGCAUGUAAACAAAGCAAAUCUUCGUAUCGUCCGGUGUUGCGUUUCAAAUCGUGAUGCAAAUUAUUGGCAGUGUUUUAAUUGUGUUCUAAUAUUUUAUUUUACACCCAGUUCGUGCAAUGCUUUCCUUUUUCCGCAAGAAAACCUCAGAGGACCUGACGACAACGUCAUCCUCGGGCUCAAAAGUCUAUCCGAUCGUCGGACUAGAUGGAGCAGUUCCCCGUGGACCGACGUUGCAAGAAUUGGGCUAUCGCAAUGCGAACGAUUUAAGAGAAACCAUAUACGACUUCCUGCGUACAAUUCGUGACCCGGAAAAGCCCAACACCCUGGAAGAUCUGCACGUAGUGUACGAGGAGGGAAUAUUUGUAAACGAACCGACACCAGGCAACGUGAAUGUCGUACGGGUAGAGUUCAAUCCAACUGUGCCACAUUGUUCGCUAGCUACGUUGAUCGGGCUUUGCAUAAGAGUGAAAAUAGAACGAAACAUUAAUCACAACCUAAAGUUGGAUAUCUACAUCAAGAAAGGUGCCCACACGACCGAAGACGAAAUUAACAAACAGAUCAAUGAUAAGGAACGAAUAGCGGCGGCUAUGGAGAAUCCGAACUUAAAACAGUUGGUUGAGAACUGCAUCAAAGAUGAGGAUUGAAAGACUGAACACUAGGGGUGCAAUUAAUCUUUUUUGUUGAGGGUAUAACUGGUUCAAAGUAUAGUUGGUUUGUGCAGUAAGCAUCGGAAGGUAAUCGUUUUUUUUGUAAAAUAAAUAGUUUCCUAUAUCUAUAACUACGCACAGAA
Anopheles funestus (African malaria mosquito) is the source of this 823-nucleotide messenger RNA. It is a transcript of the gene galla-1, whose product is annotated as MIP18 family protein galla-1. NCBI's taxonomy places the organism in Eukaryota, Metazoa, Arthropoda, Insecta, Diptera, Culicidae. Bases 150 to 677 code for a protein of 175 amino acids. The record is from RefSeq and is a predicted model, not a curated record. The transcript has 2 exons.